CCCUAGAUCGCGUUCUCAACGUCGCCUCCGUCGUGGCUUUACGUUUCCGGUAACAGUUCAGGAGAGACUUCACUCCCAUUGAUUGUUCUCUCCACGAUGUGUCUUCAAUGCGAUCCUUGCGUCACAGAGGCGGUGAGUUUUUUUUGUAUAAAUAGAUUUUUGUCAUGUCUACUCCGAGAGUUUUCUUCUCAGACCUCAAGUCCGGCAAGUGCUCAUCCGCUGUUGAGGCCCGGCUUCUGCGAUUCUGGGAGGCGAAGAAUGUCAAACGCGGUGGAGAGCUGAUAUAGGUCGACAUGAUCUUGAUUGAUGUCAAUGCGACAAUGAUGCAGGCCACCAUCUAUGCUAACCGUCUUUCAAGGUUCCGUUCCAAACUCGCCGCCGGAACGAUGUACACCAUCUCUGGAUACGAUGUGGCUCGAUGUGCUCAGAAUUUCAGGCUUACCGACUCCCCUCUGAUGAUCCGGUUCAAUGAUUCCACCGCCUUUGAUGAGCUAGCCGAGCCGGUUAGUCCAUUACCUGAAGAAGGAUUCCGGUUCCGUGAUCAGUCUGAAUUGAUUGGUCUAGCCAACACGAGUACACAGCUACCAGACAUUGUAGGUGAGAUCAUUGCAGUGAAGAGUAAUGUGAGUGAUACUCCUGGAGAAAAGAGUCGUCUCAUGGCAACUAUCAAACUGGAUAAGGAUUCAACCGUCACUUUAAGUCUCUUUGAAAGUCAAGCUGAGGCUUUUCACAAAAGGCUUGAGGAUAUGCAUGGUGACCCCAGAGUUGUUGUUGCAACCAGCAUUAAUCCAAAGAUGAUUGGAGGUGGUUUGUUCUUAAAUGCGACAUCUGGAACCCAUGUCUACUUUGACAAGGAGACGAAGCCAGGGGAGGACUACUUCUAUAAAUUGGUCGCCAGAGACAAUGGAGUCCCAUCUGCUGCACCAUUGCUGAAAGGAUAUGCAAAGGUGGAGACCUUGACCAUAUCGGAACUUAUAAGUUUUGUCGCCUCUGCUCAACCACAGGACAUUGACUUUGUCUGCACCGGGAGAGUGGUUCGACUCGACGUGGACAAGGGAUGGUGUUAUGUUGCAUGCGCUAAAUGCAGUAAGAAAUUGCAGCGUACUGUCUCUGCUUUGGAGUGUGUGCGAUGUAGUAAUCCUAAUGCUGUCGGAGUUCUUCGUUAUCGUCUGGAGUUGGCAAUCGCUGAUAGCACUGCUGAAGGUACAUUCGUGUGUUUUGAUGGUGUGAUGACUAAGCUGCAUAAUCUCCGAGCAAGUGAGGCCGGUCAGAUGUUGGCGGUAGAAGGAGAGAAUCCUGAGGACAUGAUAGUGCCACCGUUUAUCAAUGACAUGGAAGGAAAAACUCUCACUUUCCAGGUCAGAGUUAGCGCGUUUAACUUCACCGCGCACCAUCAGACUUUUACCAUCACCCGCAUCCUUAAGGAGCACGAGCGUAUUCCAGCUCCUGAUUUUGUCGUAAGUGGAGGAAACGAUGAGGAUGAUAAUAACCUUGGAGGUGGUGGUCAUGUUCCAGUCCGCAAUGACUCUGGAGAAGGCAGCAGUGGUCCUGAUAAGAAGGCUGAUGGACCUCCAGCCGAUACUGCGGUGGAGAAGAGUUCUCGCUCAUCUACCAGUGCAGCCAAGAAAGCUCGUGUUGUUUGAAAUUGAGUACCAGCAGUUAUGGUUUCAUGUUUCGAGUUGGAAAAUUUCUUAUCGUCUUACGUUCGCGACCUUUAUUGUCUUUGUUUCAGUUUGCUCAUUUCCCUUCAUCUAAAACUCUGUUUCAGUCAGUUUGAUGUUAAUAAAUAACUAUUUUUAAUCA
This is a messenger RNA of Brassica rapa (field mustard), 1803 nucleotides long. RefSeq lists its product as uncharacterized. The record is from RefSeq and is a predicted model, not a curated record. NCBI's taxonomy places the organism in Eukaryota, Viridiplantae, Streptophyta, Magnoliopsida, Brassicales, Brassicaceae.